GAAGACCCAAGAAAAUUUAGUUAUUAUAUCAACAUGGCGCGAGGUAGUAGUGCAGGUUUUGAUAGACACAUUACUAUUUUUUCGCCGGAAGGUCGACUUUAUCAAGUAGAAUAUGCAUUUAAAGCUAUUAAUCAAGGUGGUUUGACAUCUGUCGCAGUAAAAGGUGUAGAUACUGCAGUUUUCGCGACACAAAAGAAAGUACCUGACAAGUUAUUAGAUGCUUCUAGUGUUACCCAUGUAUUCCAACUUACAGAACACAUUGGCUGUGUUAUGACAGGCAUGAUAGCCGAUAGCAAAUCUCAAGUACAACGAGCAAGAUACGAAGCUGCUCAUUUUAAAUAUAAACAUGGUUAUGAAAUACCAGUAGAUGUAUUAUGUCGACGUGUCGCAGAUAUUAGUCAGGUAUACACACAAAAUGCAGAAAUGCGACCGUUGGGAUGUUCAAUGAUGCUUAUUGCAUAUGAUAAAGAAAAGGGUCCGUGUAUUUAUAAAACUGAUCCGGCUGGUUAUUUCUGCGGAUAUAAAGCUAUAUCUGUGGGUGCUAAGCAAACGGAAGCUAAUUCUUAUUUGGAGAAAAAGUUAAAGAAGAAACAAAAUUACGAUUUUGAUGAGACUAUUCAAUUAGCUAUUACUUGUUUAUCAACUGUUUUGUCUGUUGAUUUUAAACCAACAGAAAUAGAGGUUGGUGUGGUAUCCAAGGACAAUCCUAAAUUUCGCGUAUUGACGGAACAAGAAAUUGAUAAACAUUUAACAACGAUUGCUGAAAAGGAUUGAUAAUUUCACGUAAGGUUCUUAAUAAAUACAUUAUAAAAAGGUUUUAUUAAUUUUAUUUCAUUACUUACAAAAUUUUAAACAAAUGUAUGUCAUGAAAUGGUGCAUUUGGUUUAUCAAUAAAUUAAUAAACGUCAUAAUUGAGUAA
Molecule: messenger RNA, 919 nt
Organism: Polistes dominula (European paper wasp)
Lineage: Eukaryota; Metazoa; Arthropoda; Insecta; Hymenoptera; Vespidae
Product: proteasome subunit alpha type-6
Biological process (GO): ubiquitin-dependent protein catabolic process
Cellular component (GO): proteasome core complex, alpha-subunit complex; proteasome core complex
Source: RefSeq, a predicted model, not a curated record